Messenger RNA from Phascolarctos cinereus (koala), 4686 nucleotides. RefSeq names its product potassium channel regulator (gene KCNRG). NCBI's taxonomy places the organism in Eukaryota, Metazoa, Chordata, Mammalia, Diprotodontia, Phascolarctidae. The record is from RefSeq and is a predicted model, not a curated record. Gene Ontology annotation, biological process: protein homooligomerization; negative regulation of delayed rectifier potassium channel activity. Gene Ontology annotation, cellular component: endoplasmic reticulum.
UGUGUGACCCUGGGCAAGUCACUUAACCUCACUGCCUAGCCAAAAAAACCCAAAAAAACAAAAACAAAAAAAACUAAGGGUAAAAGUGAAACAGGAUGGAAUCUUGAAAUACCAUUUCUCCUCCUAAAUGUUUUUUCUAAGCAGGCUUCUCCCUCCCCCAAAUUGAUUUUAUCUAGGCUGUGACAAAAAUGGAAAACACAAUGAAAACAUAUGGGAUCUAUAACAUUUUGUACAAAUUGCACUACAGUAGUAUAAAGUAAUUAUUUCACAAUCAUGCAGUAGAGAUUGUGCUGAGAAAGUGGUAUUUCUUCUAUUAAUGAGACAUCUCCAGAACAAGACAUUGUGAAGAGCUGAACUAAUUUGAUUCUCCCUUUUUUUUUUGUAUCUAGUGACGGUCCAUUUAUUGUUGAAUCUUUAUGUUAACUAAAAUAACUAGUUUACAGUUUUUGGUGGGGUAUAUUAAUAUUUUCAGCUUAAUUUUUCCACCUUAAUAAUGUAAAUUAUCCUUGAUGUACUCUGCCCUAUUCUUAAUUUAUCUCUAAAUAUCUUAAAAUAUUAGAGCCAGUAUGGUUUAGAACUAUACUUGAAAAUGUUAGUUUCUCCAUAUAUCAAUUUUAGGUAAUUUUUUAAAAAGCUCUUUUACCUUUGCUAUAGUGCUUGAAAAAAAAAGUGCUUAAAAAAAAGAGUUGCAGGUUUCUGUAGUUAAAUACGGGAAAUUGUUUUUACUCUGCUUCCCCUGGAUCAGAACUCUGCAGGUAUAGAUGAAGGUAAGAAAUAGGCCCAACAUACGGUAGGAGCAGCUCUCUCUCCUAGAUGUCACCAGCAGGUAAAUGCCUUUAUUUCUGUGUUCCAAUUGGAGCUGAAGUAUCAAGGCAGCUGAACUACUAAGUGAAUUCUCAUACUUGAGGGUAUACCUUUGUUGUUUUUGUUUUUAAGAAGAGGAAUAAAGCUGGUCAGUCACUUGCUGUGACAGAUGAAAUGUAACCUGUCAACAGGUAUUGUAAAGCACAGUUAUCAGGCAAACAUUGCCCUACCUGCUGGCAUGAAAACGCUGUUGCCUGUCUUCUGCAGAGCACAUCCUUAUUAUUAUUUCUCUUACUUGGCCAAUUUCCCAGAGGAAUAAAAAGUGGAUCUUAUCUUGAAACUGUUUUGCUCUCUACCUGAGCAGUAGAGAUACAGGGUGUGCUACUUUAAUUGAACUUAUUUUAUUUUUAAUAACUAGAGGAAUUUCAUGAAAACGAGUGGGUCAACUUGGUUCCCUUUCUUCAGCGGAAAUAGGGUAAGGUAAUGACUUGAAGGACUUUUCUAUCUCUAAAAUUCUGUGAUUCUGGACAGGAGAGUGAGAAGAAAGGGAAGCCAAAUCAAGAAGUUGGUUAAGAUGCAGAAUUUUCUUUAGGCUGUGGUUUAAAGUUUAGGGAAUUAAAAUCUGGGUGAAGUGAUGGCUGCAUCACACCUAAAUAUCAGGUCUAACGCUAUGGCUUUAAUUAGAAGGCAUCAGGUGAUUUUAUACUGAAUGGAUUAUAAACAAUUACAUAGACUUGUUACUCUCUCAUCUUCUCUACUAUUCUCCAUUGCAUCCAUGAAAAUAUUUCUUUAUACAUAGAAAUCAGAAUUUACCUUUUAUAAAAGUGGUUUAGAAUUUUAUUUUGGAAUUGUUAAUUCUUUGAAGCUAAAAUCUUUUCCUUAAAUCAUACUUUUAAUAUUUCAUAUUACUUUGAAGAUAAUCUUUGAUCAACUUUUUUUUUAAUAGAGUGAAGGACAAAGGGUUACUGAGUGCAGAUUGAAAUUUCUUCUCUAAAGUAUCUAUCUUGACAACAUUCCAAAAGUACUCAGCCUUUCUACCUUUCAUUUCCUAUACUGGCAGUUACCAAGCAACCUGACCCUGCAAACAAAGCUGCUGGAUACAGUAUUUACUUUGCUACUGUUACCUGGGAAUCCAAUCUUGUUUCUGUUGCUCUCUCCAUGCCCCCCCCCUUAGAUACAUCCAUUAUCUAUGAUCAUAGAUCUACUCUACAAUUUAGAAAUAACCAGAAAGUCAAACUCUGCUUUUCCGCCUUUGGUUGGAAGCUAUUAAGGAGAAUGAGUAGUCAGGAACUGGUCACUUUCAAUGUGGGAGGCAAGACAUUCACGACACGGCUCUCCACCAUACGACAGUUCCCCAUGUCUCGGCUGGCACGCAUGUUAGAUGGUCGCGACCAAGAAUUCAAGCUGGUGAAUGGCCAAAUUUUUGUGGACAGAGAUGGCUUGCUGUUCAGCUACAUCCUGGAUUUCCUGAGAACUCAACUGCUUUCCCUACCCACUGACUUUUCAGAUUAUCCAAGGCUCCGAAGGGAGGCUUAUUUCUAUGAACUUGAUCGUCUGGUUGAGCUUCUUGACCAAGAACAGCUAAAGCCUAAGCCAGAAAUUUUAGAGGUACGUUUUACGUGCCAGGACACUCGAGCCUUUUUCCGGGUCUUUGGCUCCUGUAGCAGCACAGUUGAGAUGUUAACUGGGAGGAUUACAGUGUUUAUAGAGCAGUCUUCUACCCAAACCUGGAGCAGUAGCUCUUUCCCUGCUCAGAAGACCUUACUUCCAGUCCCACCACAAAGACCUUCAUACCAUGACCUGGUUUUCCAGUGUGGCUCUGAUAAUACUACUGGUAACCAGGCUGAAGCCAGGUAUGUUUCUAUAAAGCCUGAUAACCGAAAACUGGCCAAUGGAAGUAAUGUACUAGGACUACUUGUGGACACUUUGCUAAAAGAGGGCUUCCACCUGGUGAGCACUAGGACUCUGUCCUCUGAAGAGAAUGUUGAAUGCUACAGUUUUGAAAGGAUGAAUAGGCCCGAAGACCUUACCAUAAGUGAAAGAGUGAAACCAGAGCCCACCACUGCAGCCCAGCUGAUGCCAGUACAGUCUCAGAUAAAGAAAUGAAGUGCCUGGUCCUCAUUAGACUAAAAAGGGGCAUUUCCUUUUAAAAGAGCAACAUUCCAAAGGAAAAAAAAUUCAUGCAUAUACACAUGUAGACACAUAUGUAUCAUAUAUAAUUUUUUUUAUGGGGGGCGGGUCAGGAAUUUCAUGCUUUGGGUAGGGUGUGCUGACAUGCGCUAAAUUCUGGGAUAAAAAUGCUGGGUCUCUCCUUCAGUCAUUUCACAAGCAGUGAGAGCUGCCUCUGAAUGAGGAUGUGGAAAAAGUCUAUUACAUUGCUUUAGGAAUCAGAACUUGAAUAUACUGACAGAUGAUGAGGUGGGCAGGGGUGGUUGUUACAGUGUUUGUUUUUUUUCUGUUAUCCUUAAAAUUAUCCUAAAAAUUUGGGUUUUUUGUUGUUUUUUUCCCCACUUUUUCUUCUAAAAAGAAAACUGUAGCAAAAUCCAGAAUAUUUCUUCAACCAGAUAUUUAAAAGGCCUUGGAGGUCUAUUUCUGAAUGCACUAUAGACCUUCCUUAGAAUGUUUAAAAAUGUACACAUAAAUAGGAAAGAUAUUAAAAUGCUCUGAAGACAUCAUAGACACUAUAUAUACAUCAGGGAGAUGGGGACCAAAACUGCCAUUUCUCUUUUGUUCACUUGAGUGGAAGUAAGCCAGUGUUAUCAGGGGGGUGAUAGCAUUGGAAAGUAGUAUUAGUGAAGGAGGAAGAAGGAAAGGAGUGCUAAUAAUAUGCCCAUCAUAUUCUACAAAUUAGUAUCCCCCCACCCUUUCCCCCAGGAUAGAAGGUUGGGAUGUUUUUGUUUUCCCUUCUGUCCUGGAGAGCUCAGCAGGCACUGGCCAUUUCACUAUCUCUGCAUUUGUCUCACAGGAGGUGUUCUCUUUCAGAUCUUUCUCUCUGAGGUCUGGAAGACUAGGAAGAUUUUUGCUAUUUUUCCAUCUGAAGGGGUUUAACCACAACAAGAGUGGUCAGUGAGAGUUUGGGAAAGGUGUCUUGGGCAUUCAGUCCUAUCAUUCUCAAGGUACUUUCCUUGCAAGUUGCAGGUUUCAAGGCCAUCCUCAAUUUUCUACAUGUGUGCUCCUGAGUUUUCUUAUAAAUGUGGUGAAUCUGCCUUCUCUUCCUAAGUGGGAGUAUUUUUUUUAGAAGUUUUAAGGCUAAGUUCCCCAUAUGAAAGUCAUCUAAUUGAGAUAUUUCCCAUUUUGAUGAAUAAUGAUUUGCAUGCUUUUCUUUGAGCUAAAGCUUCCUCGAAUGAUGAAUGUAUCAUUUUGUACACUUAAUAAAUUCCAUUCUUGUUUUCAAAGAAGGAACUGUGAGAAUGUGACUUGUAGGAUAUAGCCACCUGCUAUCUGUGUGACCUUGGGCAAGUUAUUCUCUCUGUGACUCAGUUUCCUCAUAUGUUAAAUGACAGGGUUGGAUUAGAUGGCUUCUAAGGUCACUUCCAGCUCCUUAUAAUUGGCAGAAAAAGAUUCUGUAGCAUCUAUCAGGAAUAAUUAUUGCCAAAGCUAAAGGCUCUUAAGUUCAGAAGAUUCUUGGAAAGUUUAAAAAAAGCAAAUGUUUACAAAAGGAGGCCCCCUAAUAGUUCUGUUGAAGAUCAGGAACAUAGAAUAUGAGUUAGGGACUGGACCUGUGAAUUUGAGUGUGGAGAAUUCCUGGAUAAAGAAACCCUUCUGGCUGAGGCAGCAUGGCAUAGGACAGGGCACAGGACUUAGAUUCAGUGAAACUUGGGUUCAAAUCCUGGGGGUAGCUAGGUGGUGCAGUGGAUAGAGCACAGGGCCUGGAGUAAGGAG